Messenger RNA from Elephantulus edwardii (Cape elephant shrew), 1166 nucleotides. RefSeq names its product keratin 19 (gene KRT19). The record is from RefSeq and is a predicted model, not a curated record. Gene Ontology annotation, molecular function: structural molecule activity. The transcript is spliced from 6 exons. Bases 9 to 1166 code for a protein of 385 amino acids. NCBI's taxonomy places the organism in Eukaryota, Metazoa, Chordata, Mammalia, Macroscelidea, Macroscelididae.
GCCUGGCCAUGACUUCCUACUAUCGACAGUCGUCUGCCACCUCGUCCUUCGGGGCCCUGGGCAGCGGCUUUGGGACGCGCGGUACCUUCCGUGCGCCCAGCAUCCACGGGGGCUCCGGUGGCCGCGGGGUGUCCGUGUCAUCCGCUCGCUUCGUGUCCUCAUCCUCUGGGGGAUACGGCGGUGGCUAUGGGGGCGUCCUGGCCGCGCCCGACGGGCUGCUGGCAGGCAACGAGAAGUUCACCAUGCAGAACCUCAACGACCGCCUGGCCUCCUACCUGGAGAAGGUGCGCGCCCUGGAGGAGGCCAACGGGGACCUGGAGGUGAAGAUCCGCGACUGGUACCAGAAGCAGGGGCCCGGGCCCUCCCGGGACUACAGCCACUACUUCAAGAUGAUCGAGGACCUGCGGGAGCAGAUUCUUGGUGCCACCAUUGAGAACUCCCGGGUUGUCCUUCAGAUUGACAACGCCCGUCUGGCUGCUGAUGACUUCCGGACCAAGUUUGAGACAGAGCAGGCUCUGCGCAUGAGCGUGGAGGCCGACAUCAAUGGCCUGCGUAGGGUGCUGGAUGAGCUGACCCUGGCCAGAGCCGACCUGGAGAUGCAGAUCGAGAGCCUGAAGGAGGAGCUGGCUUUCCUCAAGAAGAACCACGAGGAGGAAGUCAGUGUCCUGAGAGGCCAAGUAGGUGGCCAGGUGAGCGUGGAAGUGGAUUCUGCACCAGGCAACGACCUAACCAAGAUCCUGAAUGAUAUGAGAAGCCAAUAUGAGGUCAUGGCUGAGAAGAACCGGAAGGAUGUUGAAGCCUGGUUUAUCAGCCGGACUGAGGAGCUGAACCGAGAGGUUGCAGGACACACUGAGCAGCUCGAAGUCAGCAAGACGGAGAUCAAGGAUCUGCAGCGAACCCUCCAGGGUCUGGAGAUAGAGUUACAGUCGCAGCUGAGCAUGAAAGUUGCUCUGGAAAACACACUGGCAGAGACAGAGGCCCGCUAUGGGGCCCAGCUGGCACAGAAACAGGCGUUGAUCAGCAGUAUUGAGGCCCAGCUGAGCGACGUGCGUACUGACGCUGAGCGGCAGAAUCAGGAGUACCAGCAGCUCAUGAACAUCAAGUCGCGGCUGGAGCAGGAGAUCGCCACCUACCGCAGCCUGCUGGAGGGCCAGGACGCCCACUAA